AUGAGGUACUUAUUAAAUUUACUUAGCAGAGACUCUAUCAGCUCUAUCUACUUCAAGCCCACAAGGUGUAUCUACUUCGGUCUUGCUCUUAAGGAAGCCGGUUUUGGGUAUUUGAGCUUUAAGGCCUUUUUGAAUUCAGGCGAAAUGCUCAGAUCAGUCAGACUCUUUAACGGUUCCAAUCUACACCGUUUAGGAUGUUUCUUUCUGGUAAAUUCGAUGUCCUAGCUCCCCCCUCAUGAGUGGUCCCAAAAUUCUGUUCAUUUUUUUUUUUAGAAAAUUUAUAUAUAAAUUUUAUAUUAAAUUUUUUAGAAUUUAAACAAAUCCAUUCUUACAGAUGUAAAAAUUAAUUUAAUUUACAAAAUUUAUAUUAUAAUAUGCAAAUUAGCUAGAGAUUUCAUUAUACAAAUUAUCACUUAUAAUUUCAAAAUAUUUUUAUAUUAAAAACCCUUUUUUUUUGCUCACUAAGGUGGUUUUCACCCAAAAACAAGGAUUUUUCCAAUGGAUUUGUUCGCUCACGAAGGGGGAGUAA
Messenger RNA from Blepharisma stoltei, 529 nucleotides. NCBI's taxonomy places the organism in Eukaryota, Ciliophora, Heterotrichea, Heterotrichida, Blepharismidae. The record is from the annotation of a GenBank genome assembly.